UCGGUGCGAGCGGGAUGGCGGCUGCUGGCGGCGCGGCCCCGGACAUGGACAUGGACAUGGACAUGGACAUGGACAUGGAGAUGGAGCCGGAGCCGCCGCGGCGCGGCCCGGCGGCGGAGGAGGAGGAGGAGGAGGAGGGCGAAGAGGAGGCGGCGGAGCUGUCGGCGGAGCUGUCGGCGCGGCGCAGCGCGGAGGCGCGGCGGCUGGUGCUGUCGCCGCGGCGCCUGUCGGGCCCGCUGCCCGCCGGGUUGUCGCAGUGGUUCCCAGCCCUGGAGGUGCUGGACGUGAGCGGGACGGGGCUGGCGGAGCUGGGCGCGGAGCUGCUGGCCCUGCCGCGCCUCCACACGCUCCUGGCCAAGAACAACCGGCUGGGCGGGCCCGGCUCGCUGCCCAAGGGGCUGGGGCAGGCCCCGCUCGGGCGCUCCCUCCGCGUCCUCAACCUCAGCGGGAACCGCUUCGCCGAGGUGCCGCCCGCCCUGCUGGGGCUCCGCGGGCUGCAGAGCCUCAGCCUCGGCGGCAACCGCCUCCACGGCAUCCCGCCCGACAUCCAGGAGCUCCGCAGUUUAGAGUUUCUAUACCUUGGAGGGAAUUUCAUUACUUCAAUUCCACCUGAAUUAGCAAACCUGCCUUCUCUAAGCUAUCUAGUUUUGUGUGACAACAAGAUCCAGAGCAUUCCACCUCAGCUGGCACAGCUGCCUUCCCUGCGUUCCCUUAGCCUGCACAAUAACCUGCUGACUUACCUUCCUCGAGAGAUCCUUAACCUGGUUCACCUGGAAGAGCUGAGCUUGCGUGGGAACCCACUGGUGGUUCGGUUUGUCCGUGACCUGACCUACAAUCCCCCAAGCCUCCAGGAACUGGCUGGACGCACAGUUAAAACUCGCAAUGUUCCCUACGCUCCCAGCGAUCUCCCGGAGAAUCUUGUCCGCUAUCUGAGCUUGGCCAGCAACUGUCCCAAUCCUAAAUGCGGGGGUGUCUACUUUGACAGCUGCGUCAGACAAAUCAAGUUCGUCGACUUCUGCGGGAAGUAUCGCCUCCCGCUGAUGCACUACCUGUGCUCCCCGGAGUGCUCCUCUCCCUGCAGCUCUGCCUCCCAGAGCUCGACUUCCCAGAGCGAGUCUGACUCGGAGGACGAAGCCAGCGUCGCUGCGCGCAGGAUGCAGAAAGUCCUUCUGGGAUAGCGGGGGCGAGCGGGGAAGACCAGAAGGAAAACGUGUUUGGAAAGCAUUAAUGGAACAGCAAAGCGGGAGCCUCUUGGCCCGAAGGGCUCUCAAGAAACUGUCCUCAAGUCCAUGUAAGGGGCAGAACAUCUUAGCAAGCCUGGACUUGCUCGGGGCAGUGCUAUUUCGGGGAACUCCCUCGGUGGCACACUGCCUGUAGGGUGCCUGGGAUUGUUAGAAACAUCUCCUGUCUGGGAGACACCCCCCCUCCCUCGUACGGGCUGGGGAGGGGGAUCUGUUCUCACUGGCGGAUUGAGAAGGAUUUUAAUAUAUGACACUUACUGGGCUUCAGUCAUCCUUCAGAGCAAAGGAGACUGCCCAGAUCUUUUAACACUGUGGUAAAUCAGAAACAGGCUAAUGAUGCCAUGUGAGUAUGUGUGGACCCCAAUGUUUUAUAUAGCGUUUUGAUUCCUUGCUGUCUCCUUUGAUUUCAGUUAGAUUUUACACCCAUCCACUAAAAAUGGGAGUUGGAUUCUUCUUUUUUUUUGUUCAGGAGUAGAUUUUUUUCAAACUCUGGUUACUCUUCCUUUGCCUAGAGGCGUAGGGUCUCUUGUGCUGUUACAGAUGUUACAGGCAUCAUAGAACUGAGCCACGUUUUUUUCUCCCUUGUUAUACUAAGCUGCUCUUAGCGUUUCCUCCUAACUGUAUUCAUUAUUUUUUCCUCCCGCUGCCUCUUCCCAUUACACCUGGAGUGUUGCUGCCUUUAUGGUGCCUUCAGAAAACAGACAAGUUGUUCUAUUGAGACUUGGUAUUACUUCAGACUUGCAGCCGUACAUGCCGGUGCAAGGGACCAGAUGUGAUGCUCUGUAUCAUGUUUUUGAGCCUUAGCUUCCUGGAGCAAAUCUGCUUUUAUAUCUGUGAAUUGCAGGAAGGGUCUUGAUUGACAUUUCUUGUUUCUAAACAACCAUGUCCCCCUGCUGCAGCCAGCUCUGCUAUGCUUGGUACAGAGUUACUUUCCAUAUUUAAGGUCAUCUGCUUAAAGUAGGCAGCAGCUUAAUGAAUUAGAAGUGCUGAGAGAAGUGCUGUGGAGAAUGGCCUUUUUUUCUUAUUCAUAACAUGAGAGGAAAAGCCGGUAGGGAGGCUAAGGCGCAAGAAUCUUGCAUGAGGUGGUUUUGAAACCUCUUCCUUAUUUAUUUGUUUGCAUUUGCUCUUGUUCUAAGAGGUUUGGCAGUCUGUUAGAUUGUUCAAAUAACACAUUCGGUUAUCUUAAACUAUGUUUAAAGGAAAGCUGCAGAAAAUAGCUCAGAAUUUUUAAGUAUCAAGAAAUAGCUUAUGAAAAUUAAUAUUAUGUAUUGACAGGGAUCCAUAAAUCUUCUUUAUGGGGCUGUUGUGUGUUUUUCUCAGUGAGAACUGCCCCCUUAUUAAUAUUUCAUGACAGACAGUCCUUUUGAUGCAGUUUCAGAUAGAGAAAAUCCAACUGGGCCUUUGAAUGCCUGAGCAGAGCAAAUACAUUGUGUGAAUGUAACACAUUCAUGUAAAUGAACAAGAAAAUCUUUUCUUAACCAACUUUGGUCCUUGGGAGAAGAUUAAAAAUCCAUGCUCCUCUCCUGCAUUCAGAAAACGCAUGUACCUAUUUGAAUAUCUUAUGGCAGCUCUGUGUUAGCGGUCCUGUUUAAUUAUAUUUGACACUUUAUAUAUAAAAGCACUUUGAUAAUUCUACUCUUUGUAACUAGCUUUAGUGAUUUUUUUUUUUUUUUUCAAUUAGACUACAAUUUUUCCUUUCAUGUGACCUGAAGAACAAGGUCUGUGAAACUUUGUGUGUUCCAGUCUGUCUUGGUGUGCAGGUUAAACUUCUCGCCUUGCAUUUCCUUGACAGCACUGCUCAUUUCCCCAUUUUCCUUUAGAGAGAACUGGAAUUUGAAAGAAAUGGUCUGGUUGUAAAAUAGCAUCCCAUCCAUUAUUAAUCACUGCAACUUAGUCUGAAGAUUCCCCACACACACAGAUCCACAAGGAGCUAAAUUGCACAUGCUCUGUGCCUUUCCAAAUAAUUUUUAUUAAGUAUAUUUUUAAGACACAAUAAGGCAUAUGUGCAAAGCAACUGGAUGUCACUUUAGCAAAUUCUGUGAGGUUUGCUUGGGAAGAAGAACCUACAGAUUUUGAGAGAAACAGACUGCAUGCUGCUAGUUAAAUUGGGAUCAGUGAGUGGCCUGUGUUUUGUUCUUCAUCUCCUCUUUCAGAUGCUUGUUCCUGUCCCAAGUGAAUAUCGCCAUACCAGUGCUGAAGGACAGUAAAAUGAUUGCAGAGCCACAAUUUUAAAUUGGCUGCUAGUAUAAGAGCAGUGAGCAACCAGGUGAUCUAGACCUUGGCUCUUCUGCCAGUGAAAGUGAGCCACACGAGUAGAGAUCUCAAAACCUUUUGAGCUCAGGGCCAUGAGGUAUACCACCUUCCUUUCUUCUCAUUAGCAGCAGCUGUCUUGGCUGUGCAUUUUUCCACUUCACAAGGUUAGAUUUCACCACGGUUCCCGUUCGCACAGUAGCACCUCUGUGUGUGACGGGUUAAAACCAGUGGUGGCCGGUUCUAAUUUAGCUUGAUCCUUAAUUGCAUUUUCUUUCCUAACUGAACAGGCAUCCCAUUUCUGCCCCAAUUCUAAUAGGGCUAAUCUUUUUUCACAGCUUCUUCACUGUAGCCAGGUCAAAACUUGACAGCUUAUGCAGUUGAUAUCUAUGCAUUUUUAGACUUUAUAAAAUGUCUUGUCUCUUAAAAAUUUAUACGUAUUCCUGAAUAGGGCUACCAAGUUUUCUUUUUGCUGCUGGGCUUUAAAGUGCAAUUCAACUAAGACUUUAAAACAAUCACAGACCUGUAAGAAAAACAAAUGGUUGGUUGAUUGGUUAGUUGUUUUUGGGUUUUUUUUGUUUUUUUUUUCUUUUUUCCCCUCAAAAGUGGAUUUGAGAGGACUAGACAUGCAGGUUUGUACUGUAGUGCUUAAUGUACUGAGCCCCCAGGAGUUAAGUUUUUCAGCAAUUAUUUGCCCCCAAAGACUGGAAAAUGUACUGGGGGCAACAAAAUAGGUAAGACACAAGUUGAACAUACAGUGAUGAAUGAUGGGGACUCGUUCCUACUAUCCCCUUCUCAGGGGCCCUGAGAAGUAGAGGGUGGCUUUGCCAUCAUUGUAUCUCUUUUUUGUGAGUUUUAAGUAGUGGAUUUCAGUUCCUACAGAUGUGUCUCCGAGUGAAGUCUUCAGACAGUGUUUUGGUAUCAGUGCCCUUGUCGCUGCAGCAGCCCAGCACGUCCAGCUUUUGAAACUGCUCUUAAGCCGAGACGCGAGUGUGUGAAGCAAAGUUGCUCGUUCCCUCUUCCCCGCGGGGCCCGGGGCCGUGCCUGCAUUCCUCCUCUGCCCGGCCAUCUCUCUGCCAAGGGGAGCUGCUGGUGCGUUUCUGAAUGCAGGUACUUAAUGUGAACAGUGGGGUCAUGUUAAAAAGAAGCAAAAUAUCAAUUUGACUGGAAGCAACUUAUACAGUUGCCAAUUCUUUUAUGUUUCUCUUUCUUUUAAUAAGAGGUGAGACUUGAGGAAGUCAGUAAUGAAUAUUUAAACAUACUCUGAAGUGGCCAGAUGCAGUUUUUCAUGGGCUUCUGUCCUGGUCAUUUUAAGUCUUUGAAAUCUUGUGUUGAAUUAUAAUGGGAGUGGGGGGGAGGGAGGGGAGAACCAGCUCCUUUUUGUUCCUUCUUAUUCUUGGCAAUAAUGAAUGGAAGGAAUUUAAUCCAGUGAAAGUAAUGAAACUUAAUCCUUGCAAUGUGUCUUUGUUACCCAGUUCAAAGAACUAUUUUAAUGCAUCUUAUUCACACCAUGCUCUCCCUCCCUUCUCUACUUGAAGAUACUUCAAGUAGACUACUUCAGAAUGCACACUAAUACAGCAGUAACUCUAUCUUGGAAACCUUUCUAUUGAUUAUUUCAUUUGCCUGCCUGACUAGAGGAUUGAUCUUUUACUGACCUGAACAUUAAGGGUAGAAAGGGUUCUCAUCCAGCCCUCUUGUUGAAUUUUUAUCAUGAGCAUUUGUUUUAGGAAGACUUAAAGUGCCUUAUGUUUUUAAAAGUGUAUUUUGCUAGAAAUGUAUGAAAGUAGACUAUCUCUAACAGUAUUUCAUUAUGAGCUGUAAAACAAAUUGCAAACACUAAACCAAAAAUGUUAUUUCUACAGUUGUUUGUCCAUUAUUUGCCGGCAUCUUGAUUCUGGGGUUGCUGCAGGCAGAACCCUGGCAGAAUUGUAAACAUUAAGAAUGGGGCUAUACAUGGUCAGAUGAGAUUUGACCUGUGCUAUGUAAAACCAAGAGUAGGUGAGAAUUCCAAAGGGACUGCUGAAAAUCUUGGCUUUUGGGGCCCACUUGGGACAGCCCAGUGUGUGUUACAGACCGAACCCAGCUUUACUUCUGGUAUAGUGUUGCAGAAAUUUGCUCCACAGUUUCAAAGGUGGAAGUAACUCACGGGCAAGAUAAAUGUACAAAGAAGAGAACAUGGUGUCAUGGUGGAGAUUUCCAGCAAUAUGAAACAACAGUUCUAAACUUCUUGAAUUGUUUCCCUCUUAAUAUGCUAACCCUGAAACCUGUAAAUGACUUUUUGAAUGUUAAUUUUCUGAUCAUGUUAACUGGCUAAUGUGUUCCCAUUUCUUGAGUAAUCCCAUGUUUUCUCCUACAUCCUGAAAAGUGUUUGUGAUCUAUUGCCAAAAUGUUUUAGAUCCUACCGUGCAAUUACUAGUUGUCAGUGCAGAAAUGUGCUGUAUUGGAAAGUGGGACAGUGGGAAGCAACAAUUACUCAAUAUUUGCUUCAGCAGGAACUAUUUCAGAGAUGGUUCAACUUCAUGUAUAAUGAAAAACCUUUCAAAUCAUGCAACAACUCCGUUUCAAAUAACAUAAAGUAUUGAGGAAUGCAGUGACUUUGCCUAUAAUAACCAGGCUGAGACUAUUAUUCUUUGUUAACUAAUUUAGAGAUAUCCUUUUCUGUGCCUUCUUAAUACCUUUCUUUGGAAACAAAAUCACAGAAAUGGUGGUUUAAAGAAA
Messenger RNA from Tyto alba (common barn owl), 6209 nucleotides. It is a transcript of the gene LRRC58, whose product is annotated as leucine rich repeat containing 58. The transcript is spliced from 4 exons. Gene Ontology annotation, molecular function: protein binding. The record is from RefSeq and is a predicted model, not a curated record. The coding region runs from base 15 to 1178 and encodes 387 amino acids. Lineage: Eukaryota; Metazoa; Chordata; Aves; Strigiformes; Tytonidae.